This is a messenger RNA of Mesoplodon densirostris (Blainville's beaked whale), 900 nucleotides long. It is a transcript of the gene FAM204A, whose product is annotated as family with sequence similarity 204 member A. The transcript has 8 exons. NCBI's taxonomy places the organism in Eukaryota, Metazoa, Chordata, Mammalia, Artiodactyla, Ziphiidae. The coding region runs from base 49 to 750 and encodes 233 amino acids. The record is from RefSeq and is a predicted model, not a curated record.
CGGGUCUUAAGAUGGCUGCUGGACGGCAGGCUACGGACCGCAGAAAAGAUGUGGAGUGGGUUACUACCUCCUGGCCUAAAUGAAAGUGAUGUUGAGUUGAAUUCUGAUGAUGAAGCCACAGUAGAGAGCUCUGAACUUAACUUACAAGAAGGUAAAGAAGAUGGGACCAUUACAAACACAGAGGUCUCAGAUAUCCCUACAGAUGGACCAAAAACUGAAGCAGAGGCAAAUGUAAAUGCGUAUGAAGAGUGUCCCUCUGGAAUUCCCUUAAAUAUGUGGAAUAAAUUUCAAGAACUGCAUACAAAACAUUCUGAACAGAAAACCUCAACUUCAAGAUCCAGAAAGAAAAAAAGAAAACGCUCCAGAAAAGGUAAAUUGAAGAAUGAAGAAGAAUCUCAAAGUGAACAGUCCUCAAGAGAAACCCAGUGGAAGGAGCUUACUCAGUAUUUUGGAGUCAACGAUAGAUUUGACCCCCCUGUUAAAAGGAAAAAAAUUGAAAAGUCGGGCCUUGAAAAGAGCAUAGACCAGGCUGUGGAAGAGUGGAACAUUGAGAAGGCUGAGGAACUCAGCAAUCACCUAGCUACUCGAGAGCUUGGUGUAAAAAUUGCCAAAGCGAUUGCCUGCCACAACUUUGUAAAAGCCAAAAAGGAUGCUGAAAAUUCACAGGUUGCUCGAAAAAAGAAGAAACUUGCCUGGGGGUUUGAAGCAAAGAAGAGGUGGGAAACCAAAAGCAACAUGGGAUAUAUGUGACUUGCCAGAGUUCUUCAAGACCUUUGAGACUUCGCUUGAGUCUUCAGUUGCUUAAUUUACUGAAAAGAUUUUCCUGUUCAUGUUAACUAUGUCGGGGAAUUGAUGGAAAUAGAAAAAAAUAAGCAUAAAAUUUGGAAGUUGAUUAUCAAA